AUGACACUAUUGAAUUCUAUUCCCUUGUCAUUAUUUCUUACCCUUUUACUCCUAGUUUGGUCUGCUGCUUCAAAUUCAAUUGAUCAGAAUUUUUCAGAAUGUUUUUCCUCUCAUUCACAGAAUACCAAGCCAAUUUCACUAGUUCUCCUGACAAACAACAGUUCUAAUUACUCACAUGUCUUGCAAUCAUCCAUCCGAAACCUCAGAUUUUCAAAUACCUCAUCGCUAAAACCCGAAUUCAUUAUCACCCCAUUUCAUGAAUCUCACAUUCAAGCAGCCGUAAUCUGUGCCAAGGCAUACAAUAUUCUUAUAAAAAUACGAAGCGGAGGUCAUGAUUACGAAGGCCUUUCUUACGUUUCUGAUGAGAAAUUUGUACUAAUUGAUCUUGCCAAUUUGCGAUCCAUCAAUAUCGACAUAGAAAAUGAGAGCGCAUGGGUUGAUUCUGGCGCAACUCUCGGAGAAUUUUAUUACAAGAUCGCAAAGAAAAGUAAUGUCUAUGGCUUCCCUGCUGGUAGCUGUCCUACUGUUGGUGUUGGUGGACAUAUCAGUGGAGGUGGAUUCGGAACGAUAUUUAGAAAAUACGGAUUAGCUGCUGAUACUGUUAUUGAUGCUAAAAUAGUCGAUGUUAACGGGAAAAUUCUAGACAGAAAAUUGAUGGGAGAAGAUCUUUUCUGGGCGAUUAGAGGAGGAGGAGGCGCGAGCUUUGCGAUAAUCUUUUCCUGGAAAGUGUGGUUGGUUUCAGUUCCUCAAGUUGUAACAGUUUUCAGAACUGCAAAAACCUUGGAACAAGGUGCAGGUAAGCUUCUUCAGAAAUGGCAAACGGUUGGUUAUCAGCUUCCUGAAGAACUUUUUCUCCAUGCUGUUACAGAAAUGGUGACAACAAGCUUGAACGGAACUCGCAAUCGAACAAUUCAAGUCUCGUUUCACGCAUUGUAUCUUGGAAGAAAAGCCGAGAGGCUUCUCCCUUUGAUGCAAUCUGAAUUUCCUGAACUUGGAAUUACAGGCGAAAAUUGCAGGGAAAUGACUUGGAUUCAAUCGGUGCUCUACUUUGCAGGUUUCUCCAUAAAUGAAUCGUUAGACGUUCUGCUCAACCGGACAGCACAAUUCAAGGGCUAUUUCAAAGCAAAAUCAGAUUAUGUACAAGAACCAAUUUCAGAAACAGGACUAUCAGGACUAUACCAAAGACUCGUGGAAUCAGGAACGUCGACAUUGCUAAUCCUGACACCUUACGGAGGGAGAAUGAACGAGAUUUCAGAAUCAGAAAUACCAUUUCCUCACAGAAAAGGAAACUUGUACAAAAUCCAAUACAUAAUAACUUGGGACUUGGAGGAGGAAACAGAGCGGAAUAUUGAAUGGAUGAGAGAUUUGUAUUCCUACAUGGCGGAUUAUGUUUCGAAGACGCCUCGAGCUGCUUACAUGAACUAUAGGGAUCUUGAUUUGGGGAGGAACAAGAAGAAUGGAAAUAGUAGCUUUGCAGAGGCUAGUGUUUGGGGUUUGAAGUAUUUCAAGAAUAAUUUUAAGAGACUGGUAACUGUAAAGACUGCAACAGAUCCUUCCAACUUCUUCAGGAAUGAACAAAGCAUCCCAUUAUUUUCAUCAAUGAAGAACAGAAGCUACUAA
Mercurialis annua (annual mercury) is the source of this 1620-nucleotide messenger RNA. RefSeq names its product tetrahydroberberine oxidase-like. The record is from RefSeq and is a predicted model, not a curated record. The transcript has a single exon. NCBI's taxonomy places the organism in Eukaryota, Viridiplantae, Streptophyta, Magnoliopsida, Malpighiales, Euphorbiaceae. The coding region runs from base 1 to 1620 and encodes 539 amino acids. Gene Ontology annotation, molecular function: FAD binding; oxidoreductase activity.